UUUAGUGAAACCUAUAAGGUUGUGAUACAAUUUUUUUAUUGAUGUAGUGAUAUAAAUAUGUAAAAGUAUAUAGACUGUUCCGCUGUGGUUAGAAACGUCAUCAGACAUCACGGAAGAGAAGUAGAGCUUCCUUAACUGACAUGCCAAAGCGAAAACAUCCCUUUUCUGUUUGUUUCAAUGGCGUUGCGGCUCCUGUCAUAUGCUUUUCUUAUACACAACACAGGCUCCAGUGCUGAGGACACUGUGUUUGUGCAGACAGGAGCUUCUGCUCAACUGGAUAUACAGAGAGAGAAACUACCUGCUGAGUUUAAUGAGUUCAACUGGAUAAAUGAAAAUAUAAAAGAAAAAGAUAUUAUAGUCAUAUACACAAGUGCAACUAAACAAGCACAACCUCACCCUUCCUACAAGGACAGAAUGGAUUUUAAUAAUGAAACCUUCUCUCUAACACUGAAGAACAUGCAGAAGAAUGACAGUGGAGUUUAUACUGCAAUAACAAGGAACUUUAAAGAAAAGGUUAUUGCUAAACACAGAGUAUCUGUCAUAGAUGCAGUGAAAGCUCCUGUCCUGACUGUAAACUCAAUCUGGUCCAGCGCACAACCCUGUAACUUUACAUGUACAGCAGAUAAUCUCACAAUCAUCAACUAUUACAACAGCAGCUGUUCUGAGGACGUCAAAUCAUCUGGAAUCUACAAUCUAAGUCUGAAAUGCACUGAUGACUUCAUCAUUUGUAACCACAGCAACCGUGUCAGCUGGAAGAACGACACAAAUACUCUUCAACAACUCUGCGAUGUUAAUUUAGAGAAAAUAACCUCUGGUGCAUCUGUACUUCUCCAUUGGUUAAUUCCUCUUAUUUGUAUAUCAUUGGGUUUGUUAGGAGUGGUUGGCUUUUGUUUCUACAAGAAUAAAAAAGUGUGUCUUUUAAAUGCCCAGCAUCGUGAAAGCACAGUCUACGCAGAGGUUGAGGAGUACAAAUUACAAAACUCGCUGGAGAUGAAGGGAUCAGCAAAUGCUCAUACCAUGUACGAACCUGCAGAAAAGGAACCUGAUGUUAUCAUGGCAACCAGCCAGACCACACCUGAUCCUGACUCUACAAAUCAAAAUCCACCAGCAACAAAGAGCAAAACAUAUAAUCCAGUCACUGUCUACAGCACCGUUGAACGGCAUCCAAUACCACCGACAUCUGAAAGUGAUAAAACUAUUUAUGCUGUGGUAAAAAGACCCUUAGCUGGGUGUGAAUCUGUGAAUUAACAAUAAAAUGCAUAUGAUCAAUAGAUUAAAGAGAUCACCCAAAAAGGUAAAUGUUUUACUUUAUAAUACUUUACUCACCCUCAUGUCAUUCCAAACUUUUAUUUCCAUGUUUCUACUGCAAAACAACAAUUAUUUAUGAAUUUUAAAGAAUGUUGGUAACCAAAUAACAUGGGCACAUUGACUUCUAUUGUAUGGACACAAAACCACUGAGACAUUUCUCAAAAUAUCUUCUUUCUGUAUGUGUUCCAAAGAUGAAAGAUACAGGUUUUUAAUGACAUGUGCGUGAAUAAAUGAAGACAGAAAUAUUAUUUGUUCUGUCCCUUUAAGAGUACACCCAGAACCUCUGCAAAAGGAAGUGUUGCUUGUUUUUUUUUUAUUAUAAAUGAAGAACAAUUUGAAAAGUAUUAUACAAAUAAGAGUACAGGGGUCUCAAAAAAGACAAAAAAUAAAAUAAAAUAAAAACAUAAACUGAAAUGCCUUUUACAUAAAAAGCUUGUCUUUAUUAAAUAGCUUUAUAGUUUUUCUUGCUUUUAAAUUUUUACUUGUUCGCAUUGUUUCCAAAUAUGCUUUAACUUCAUUUUUAAAAUGCUCAAAGUUGGGUAUCUUUUCACACCAUUUAACUUUAUGAAUAUGAAACUGGGCAUUUACAGGAAGUAUUGCUUGUUUGAAUGUACAUGCAGUGAAUAAAUAUAGUUUCAUGUGGUGGAAUUUUAAAUUACUUUUGUCACAAGACCAUUUCAAGGUCCGGGCCCAUAUGCAAGAACUUUUACCGGGCCCCAUCCGUCUAUUAGCGACCACGGUGCACAUUAUUGGACAUUGGUUGUAUACUUAGGUGCAUUAUUUAAAUGCUGACGUGCGUCAAUCGCACUUAAAUAGUAACAACAGACUAUUGUAAUAAUCUAAACUAGUGAUCUGUCUUUCUGUCUCUAUGUUCUUUGUGUGAAUAAAAAAAUAAGAAAUAAGA
Messenger RNA from Triplophysa rosa, 2212 nucleotides. Its product is annotated as natural killer cell receptor 2B4-like. NCBI's taxonomy places the organism in Eukaryota, Metazoa, Chordata, Actinopteri, Cypriniformes, Nemacheilidae. The transcript is spliced from 7 exons. Bases 178 to 1248 code for a protein of 356 amino acids. The record is from RefSeq and is a predicted model, not a curated record.